This is a messenger RNA of Oryza brachyantha (malo sina), 1607 nucleotides long. Its product is annotated as 12-oxophytodienoate reductase 7. NCBI's taxonomy places the organism in Eukaryota, Viridiplantae, Streptophyta, Magnoliopsida, Poales, Poaceae. The record is from RefSeq and is a predicted model, not a curated record. The transcript is spliced from 5 exons. Gene Ontology annotation, biological process: jasmonic acid biosynthetic process; oxylipin biosynthetic process. Gene Ontology annotation, cellular component: peroxisome. Bases 133 to 1311 code for a protein of 392 amino acids. Gene Ontology annotation, molecular function: oxidoreductase activity; FMN binding.
CCUCCAACCAGCCCACGCAGCAUCGCCAUUCCUCCCGUCGUCUCGCACGCACUCGCACAGGCACAGCCGCCGCCACCACCCACCACCCUUCCCCCCUUCCCCGUCUCGAUCCAGCGCGCGGGGAGAUCGGAGAUGGAUCGGCCGCCGCCGGACAACCAGCAGCAGGCGCCGCUCCUCUCGCCGUACCAGAUGCCCCGCUUCCGCCUCAGCCACCGGGUGGUGCUGGCGCCGAUGACGAGGUGCAGGGCGAUCGGCGGGGUGCCCGGCCCGGCGCUGGCGGAGUACUACGCGCAGAGGACCACCCACGGCGGCCUGCUCAUCUCCGAGGGCACCAUCGUCUCGCCCGCUGGCCCGGGGUUUCCUCAUGUACCUGGGAUAUACAAUCAAGAGCAGACUAAUGCAUGGAAGAAGGUGGUGGAUGCUGUUCAUGCCAAGGGAGGCAUCUUUUUCUGCCAGUUAUGGCAUGUAGGCAGAGCUUCUCACCAAGUAUACCAGCCAAACGGUGCUGCACCAAUAUCUUCGACUGAUAAGCCAAUAUCAACAAGGUGGAGAAUACUGAUGCCUGAUGGCUCCUAUGGCAAGUAUCCUAAACCUAGGCGCCUGGCAACAUCGGAAAUACCUGAAAUUGUUGAACAAUAUCGUCAAGCCGCCAUUAAUGCCAUUGAAGCAGGUUUCGAUGGCAUUGAGAUCCAUGGUGCUCAUGGCUACAUCAUUGAUCAAUUCCUCAAGGAUGGAAUCAACGACCGGACUGACGAGUAUGGUGGCUCACUUUCCAACCGCUGCCGGUUCCUACUUGAGGUAACCCGGGCCGUGGUUUCUGCCAUUGGAGCAGACCGAGUCGCAGUGAGGAUAUCACCAGCCAUCGAUCACCUCGACGCCUACGAUUCAGACCCCAUGAAGCUCGGCAUGGCUGUCGUCGAGCGGCUGAACGCCCUCCAGCAGGAAACCGGGCGGCUCGCCUACCUCCAUGUCACCCAGCCGCGGUACACCGCCUACGGGCAGACCGAGUCCGGGCAGCACGGCAGCGCCGAGGAGGAGAGCCGCCUCAUGCGCGCCCUGCGCGGCGCGUACCGUGGCACGUUCAUGUGCAGCGGUGGCUACACGCGGGAGCUCGGGCUGGAGGCCGUGGAGAGCGGCGAAGCCGACCUGGUAUCCUACGGGCGCCUGUUCAUCUCCAACCCGGACCUGGUCGAGCGGUUCAGGCUGAACGCCGGGCUGAACAAGUACGUGCGCAAGACGUUCUACACGCCUGAUCCCGUCGUGGGUUACACGGACUAUCCGUUCCUUGGCCAGCCUAAAUCUCGCAUGUAAUGUACUACGAGAUUAGUAAAUCAAGACUACGGUUCUGUAUUGCAUCUAGGAAAAUAAAGAGAAACUGUGUGGGGGUGAUUUAGCACAUAUAUUCUUGGAACAUAAUUUAUGGUAAUUUAUUUAUUUUUGCUGUGUGUGAUAGGAACUAUUGCUGAUUCAGUGGUUACAGUAAGCCUGUAUAACCCUGAUUCAUAGUACAGAUUUGUAUCAGUGAUCUCAAACUGGGAAAAAGGUGUAUCUAGUUACGUAUCACAUAUUGCUUGAUAUGAGGUUUCUAGCUCUAUUCAUCGGUACCA